CACACACACAAACACACACAUACUCACACACACACAUUACAUUCUAACUGCUACUGAAAAAGUUCCACAGAUCACUAGCUGUCUCUCUUUCUCGGACUAAAAAUGCUCGUCCUGUUGGUGUCCACACUGCUCUUCUCAGUCUCCAGAGCUGAGGAGUCUUUGUUCGUGCGUAAGGGAGGCUCUGUUCAUCUGGAUGUGCAGGGGUAUGAAAAACUGCAGUUUCAGACCAUUUCAUGGACUUUUAAUUCUGAAAGACUAGUGGAUUUCAUUCACAAGAUUGAACAUCUGGAAACAUAUGGUAAUCGUCCCAGGGUAGAAUUUGAUCAAAAGAACUUCUCUCUGCUGCUGACGAACGUGCAGGAAAGCGACAGUGGGAAUUACACAGCAGAGAUAAUUAAUAAACAAGAGACCAGCAGUGUUGCUACCUACAGGCUCAUAGUUCAAGAGGCCCCGCCCACACCCGAGGUGGGAGUGGUGUUACUCUCCUCUGCUGGAGGGUUCUGUAACGUGUCAGUGAACUGCUCUGCUAAAGACACCUGGGCCUGCUACAUCUGUGACCACGCCCACUGCACACAGGUAGCAAAUACAACCUCGCCGACAGGAGUCAACAUCAUCGUCAUGGCAACUAACGGGACCAUCCACUGCAGCAGCAGUAACCGGGUCGACAUAAAGACGCGAUCAGAAUCCAUAAAGGACUUCUGUCCUCCAGUAACACCAUCUCCUGGCCUCUCACCGUGUGCGCUAAAGUCAGUGCUUGUCUCCCUGGGUCUGGUUGCCAUGGUUUCAGCUGUCAUCAUCGUUAAUGCCAGAGAGAGGUGCUGCAGAGAUCAGUGAGGACUGAGACAGAAGAAUAAAUUUGUCAGAGGGGAGGAGAGAAUUAACAUCUGAAAUAACUGUGUGCGUGUGCGUGUGUAUGUA
This is a messenger RNA of Anguilla anguilla (European eel), 918 nucleotides long. RefSeq lists its product as uncharacterized. Bases 103 to 834 code for a protein of 243 amino acids. Lineage: Eukaryota; Metazoa; Chordata; Actinopteri; Anguilliformes; Anguillidae. The transcript has 5 exons. The record is from RefSeq and is a predicted model, not a curated record.